CGAUAUAGACCCAUUAGUUGUUGCAGACCAAAACUCCGAAAUUCAAUUGCCAUUAGCUCAAAAACAUAAAACUCUUAUCCCAAUCCCCAGUUGUUUCCACCUUCUCGGUUUCUCGGUGGGGUAUAAAAAAAGAUCCGAAAUUCUCGUAAAGUUUGGGAAUUGGAAACUGGGUUUUUGUUGUUAUAGGCCCUUUGCUCCGAACUUGUUCGACAAUAUUCCUGAACGGGAUUUCUUGAAGAAACUGAUAUAUUGCUCCCCUUUGUCUCUGUUUGUUGAAUCUCGUCUCCUGCCUCCUUAACAUCUUGUGAAAGAUGGUUGCUUUUGGGAAGAAGCUAAAGGAAAGACAAGUUCAAGAAUGGCAAGGAUAUUAUAUCAACUACAAAAUAAUGAAGAAAAAGGUUAGGCAGUAUUCGAACCAAAUUGAAGCCGGGGCUUUGGACCGCCGACAUGUUCUCAAGGAUUUCUCAAGAAUGCUGGACAAUCAGAUUGAAAAGAUUGUGCUCUUCUUGCUGGAACAACAAGGAGCACUUGCGGGCAGGAUAACUGAACUCAAUGAGCGUCAAGAAAGUCUUCAAGAGCAGCCUGAAAUAUCCAAAAUAAGUGAGCUGCGGGAAGCUUAUAGGGAAGUGGGGCGUGAUCUUCUUAAGCUUCUUUUCUUUGUUGAAAUAAAUGCCAUUGGGCUGCGGAAAAUAUUAAAGAAGUUUGACAAACGCUUUGGCUAUAAAUUUACCAAUUACUAUGUCAAAACACGGGCCAAUCAUCCCUAUUCGCAGCUUCGGCAAGUUUUCAAGCAUGUGGGACUAGGGGCAGUUGUUGGAGCAAUAUCUCGUAAUCUUGCAGAACUUCAAGACCGUCAGGGAAGCUACUUGUCUAUUUAUGACCAGCCUGCUCUUCCCCUUCAGGAUCCUGUUGUCGACUCAAUAAGAGCAGCAACAGACAGGUUAACUCAUUCAACAAACUUCCUAAGCUUUUUGGGCCAGCAUGCACUUAUAAUGCAAGAAGAAUUGCCUAGUGCGGUUGAAGAAGAUGUUGAUGAUCAAAGAUACCAUUUUAUGUCACUCAUGUUGAACCUUGCCAACACUUUCCUUUAUAUGGUUAAUACAUAUAUUAUCGUUCCCACAGCAGAUGACUAUUCUAUGAGUCUUGGUGCUGCAGCUACGGUUUGUGGCAUUGUGAUUGGGUCAAUGGCAGUUGCACAAGUUUUCUCAUCGGUUUAUUUCAGUGCUUGGUCAAACAAGUCUUAUUUCAGACCUUUGGUAUUUAGCAGUAUAGCUCUUUGUAUAGGCAAUAUCCUAUAUGCACUCGCCUAUGACUUGAAAUCAUUACCAGUUCUACUAAUAGGCAGAUUAUUCUGCGGUUUGGGUUCUGCAAGAGCAGUGAACCGAAGGUAUAUCAGUGACUGUGUGCCACUUAAAAUCCGAAUGCAAGCUUCGGCAGGCUUUGUAAGUGCCAGUGCUCUUGGAAUGGCAUGUGGUCCUGCACUUGCCGGCCUACUUCAAGCUGAUUUCAAACUAUACAAGCUAACAUUGAACAAAGAAACUUUACCCGGUUGGAUUAUGGCUUUGGCAUGGUUAAUGUAUUUGGUGUGGUUAUGGAUCUCAUUUAGAGAACCUGUGCAAGAAACUGAAGAAAUCAAUGUUACACAUGAAUCAAGUGCAGUGCCAGAUAAUGCUGUGCUAGAGGAAGGUCUCGCGAAACCACUGCUCAUAAAAUCUGAAGAACAAGAUGGUGAUGGUGACCAAGAAUGUGAUGAGAGCGAAGAAGCCCCAGAGGAGUCUCGUUUGCCUGCCAACUCCAUUGGAUCAGCAUACAGAUUAUUGACUCCAUCCGUGAAGGUUCAGUUGUUGAUUUACUUUAUGCUGAAAUAUGCUAUGGAGAUUUUACUCUCAGAGUCCAGCGUUAUCACCGAAUAUUACUUCCAGUGGUCAACUGGCACUGUCUCAAUCUUUUUAGCAUGUCUUGGCUUAACCGUUCUUCCGGUAAAUAUUGUUGUUGGAAGCUACAUAAGCAACAUGUUCCAAGACAGGCAAAUUUUGCUGGCAUCUGAGAUUGUGGUUUUCUUUGGAAUACUCCUCAGCUUUCAAGUAAUGGUGCCAUAUUCUGUGCCACAGUAUGUCAUCUCUGGGCUGAUAAUGUUUGUGUCUGCAGAGGUUUUGGAAGGGGUGAACUUGUCCCUCCUCUCCCGAGUCAUGUCGUCCCGUCUUUCUCGCGGGACAUACAACGGUGGGCUCCUGUCGACGGAGGCCGGCACGAUAGCCCGGGUCGUUGCCGACGGAACCAUAACGGCUGCCGGUUAUUUGGGGCAGAGCAGACUCUUAAAUGCCACACUGCUUCCAUCACUUGUCAUUUGUGUUGCAUCCAUUGUUGCCACCUGUUGUACUUACAAUUCCUUGUACUGAUUCUUUUUUUUAACUUUUUAUUUUAAAUGUCUGGGUUUGAAAAAUAAGUAUUUAUCUAGCUCAUUUCCACACACCAUAUUCUUUGCAAGGGAAGCAUAUUACAAAUAAUGUAGGAGGAAAGUUAGGUUCUGUACUAAUCAAAUUCGUUGUGCCAA
Molecule: messenger RNA, 2554 nt
Organism: Cuscuta campestris
Lineage: Eukaryota; Viridiplantae; Streptophyta; Magnoliopsida; Solanales; Convolvulaceae
Source: the annotation of a GenBank genome assembly